AUGGCUUCAGUUGUUGAGCAAACCUCAAUUCCUGUUGCUCCAGAUUUACCACCAACAUCCUACGAUGGAAGUCACCUCCACUGGAAGGUCUUCCGAGAGGAUGUUCUCAAGCCACAUCGAAUUGCCAUUCACGAUGUAGCACCAAUGCAAGGCCUCCUUCCUGAGGCUUUGCUCACCAUGAUAGAAAGAGAGACAAUGAAUCCGGAACGCUUCGACGAACAAAAACAGUCAUUUCGUGAACAGGUUGAGAUCGGCCGAGGCUUCGGUCCAACUCCACUAUUUCCACCAAAUAUUCUACCUUCAAUUGAGUCUGAGGUCAGUCUGGCGCGAUGUAUGGUACCCUCUUUCAGUCGAGACGCAUUGCCUGUACGAACAAGCAACCACAAGAGUCCUCUUUAUGAAUUAUCAGUUCCACGUCCUGGGCUCGGCUGUGGCUUCUCUGCCAGCGCACUUUCAUACGAAGAAACCAGUACCAUGCCUUCUUGGUUGAUGACCACUGGAACAAUUGUUCAUUUCGAUACUGGCUAUAUAUCUCCGGGUGCGCCUUUGUAUUGCCCGUUUCUCACAUUCGAGCGAACUUUGGGCGAAACACGAUUAGAAACUGCCAACAACCAAUGUGCAAUCGCAGGGGCUUGGUGUGUCAGAGCAUUGCAACUACUCUAUGGUCAAGCAUGGAAAGGACAGAUGGUCCCAGAGAUGCCUCUUUCCUUCUCUUGCACUAUCGACAACACAUUUGCCAUAUUGAAUUUCCACUGGAUUGAGAGUGACACGUAUUGCAUGGCACCACUCUGCAAGUUCGAUCUUGGUGACGACGAGCAUUUCACAAAAUUCCUUGUGUGGAUUGAGUCCAUCGGCCGCUGGGCAGUCUCGCAUCAUCUUCCGUUGAUAAAAACAGCAUUGGAGCGCAUACGGAUCAAGGAGACAACCCCUCCAGCAACCCCACGACAGCCCAAAUUGUCUGUGGCAACUGGUAUGUGUCCUGAUGAGAUGCUUAUCAAGUCUCUGAAGACGACUUUCAGCAACAUUCCCUGGCGCUUCGAGGAUGACGAGUUCACCCCUGUCAGCAGCAGCACUGCGAGUUGGGGCAGCCCCAUAGUUACAAAUGCCACCUUCGCCAACUUGGUCUAUCCUAUGAUCGCCCCAGGCCAAGUCAAGAGUGCAGGGCCGCGGAGCGCAGCACCACGCUCUGCGAUCUCCAAGCGCCUACUCCCCCAGAUUGGUCAGCCUACACCUCCACCAGCAUAUGCUGCAAACCCCGAACUUGUCUGGCAAAAACGGUUCAGCCACGCGAUGGACGAGAUCCGGGAUCUGCAGCAACAAAUGCUAACCCUGAAGAGCGAAAUCGAUGGCUCGAAUAUGUCAUUUCUGAGCGAGUUGUCCGGGGUGAAGACAACCAUGACCUCGGUACUCCGAAAGGAGACUCUAGCUCUGCGAAAUCGGUCGUUUUCUGCCAGUAUGUCGGAGAACUGGACUUCACAGACAAUCCAACGGAGUCCACUAGUCAACGAGAUUCGACCUACAUUUGUCAUUGACCGUGCCUCACCUAUGAGAGAGAAGCCCCCACCGCUCAUGAAACAGAAAUCAGCACCCAAUUCCCCUGGAAUGCUCUCACCUAACAUGCACUCUCCUGGCCAGCCUUCUCCGGGUCUCUCCUCUCCUGGUAUGCCCUCUCCAGGGAUGCACUCUAAUGGAUUUCCUUCUCCGGGUAUGCCAUCUCCAAGUUUCUCCAUAUUCAGCGAGAAUAAUAUUGUGGUUGUGCCUCCUGCACCCCCGAUGUCCUCUCUAUGGAAAUUCACCGCCCUCAUGCUAUCUGGACACAUGCUGGCUUCGUUCAUCCCUUCAACACUGGCACGCCUGUUCGUUCUUGGUCUGGUAACUGAUGCAUGUCUUUUAUCCUUUGCCAGCCCUCACUACGCAAGCUCUCUUGCAUACCUCUCUGCCCUGUGGAGAGGACACUAA
Messenger RNA from Exophiala bonariae, 1959 nucleotides. RefSeq lists its product as uncharacterized. The record is from RefSeq and is a predicted model, not a curated record. Lineage: Eukaryota; Fungi; Ascomycota; Eurotiomycetes; Chaetothyriales; Herpotrichiellaceae. The coding region runs from base 1 to 1959 and encodes 652 amino acids. The transcript has a single exon.